This is a messenger RNA of Mucor mucedo, 9464 nucleotides long. RefSeq lists its product as uncharacterized. Gene Ontology annotation, cellular component: extrinsic component of membrane. The record is from RefSeq and is a predicted model, not a curated record. NCBI's taxonomy places the organism in Eukaryota, Fungi, Mucoromycota, Mucoromycetes, Mucorales, Mucoraceae. The coding region runs from base 27 to 9464 and encodes 3145 amino acids. The transcript is spliced from 23 exons. Gene Ontology annotation, biological process: mitochondrion organization; protein targeting to vacuole; late endosome to vacuole transport.
AAAAAUUCUCGUUUUAGAAAAAAAGAAUGUUGGAAUCCCUUGUGGCUAACAUCCUAAACAGGUUUCUAAAGAACUAUGUUUCUAAUUUGAAUUAUGACCAGCUCAAGAUUGGAAUGUGGAAAGGCGAGGUGAACCUUCGAAAUCUUAAGCUUCGUCGGGAUGCUCUCGAUAAACUCGACCUGCCUAUUAACGUAUCCGAAGGCUAUCUUGGCGAACUCACACUCGUCAUUCCUUGGUCUAACCUGGGAAACGAGCCUGUAAAAGUGAUCAUCGAUCAUGUUUAUUUGCUCGCAGAACCCAAAAAUGAAGCAACUGUCACUGUUGAGGAAGAGGAAGAGCGAGCUCAAGAAUUAAAACGCCGACGUCUCUCUACGGCAGAGAUGCUGGAAUCGUCUGAUGUACAAGCAGAGCAAAAGAAUAACAAGGGAGGAGAUGGGUUUAUAAGUCAGUUAACAACAAAGAUUGUGGAUAAUCUUCAAUUUACAAUGAAGAAUAUUCAUAUUCGAUAUGAAGAUAAUAUCUCGGAUCCUGGCCAUCCAUUUUCUGCUGGUAUUACUCUUAAAGAGCUCAGUGCCUUAUCCACUGAUUCUGAUUGGAAACCAAAGUUCAUCACAGAAACGACAAAGACAAUCAAUAAGCUUGCAACACUUGAGUCAUUAUCAGUAUACUGGAAUACAGAUAGUCGAUCCCUUGCAGGAAUGCACCAUGAAGAGGCUGCACAAGUGUAUACCGACUUGAUUCCUACCUCAUCUAAUUUUCCCAAAGAGCACCAGUACAUUUUAAAACCUGUAUCUGGAAGGGGAAAGAUCAAACUCAAUAAGGAGUAUGGCAAAGACGUACCAAAAACAGAUAUAACUAUGUUAUUCGAUGAGCUUGCAUUCGGUCUCGAUGAUCAUCAAUAUCGUGAUGCUAUUUUGAUGAUUGACUUAUUCCAUGCCAAUCUUAAAAAGCAAAAGUAUUUGAAGUUUCACCCAGGUAAAGGAAAGACGGCCAAGACGCAUCCUAAAGAGUAUCUACAAUUUGCUGGGAAAGCCAUUUUGUCCGAAAUUCAUGACAAGAACUAUAAAUGGACCUGGGAUCAUUUCAAAACCCGUCGUGAUCAACGAUUGAAGUAUAUUGAAUGUCACGUCGCCGAAAAAAUGAAGGUCGCUACACCUGAACAAUUGGAAACAUUGAAAAAAUUAGAGCAUGAUUUGUCGUUCGAAGACAUUCGAUUCUACAGAAGUAUUGCUAAGGCAAACCUUCGUAGAGAGAAAGUUAAAACAGAUAAAAAGAUCGAGAAGAAAAAAGCAGAGGAUGCCAAAGUCGGUUGGUGGGGAUGGAUCAGUGGCUCUAAACCCGCCAAUAGUGGUGAAGAGGAUGCUGACGAUGAUGAUGCGGGCUCCAUUCAUAUGACGGAGGAGCAAAAGAAUGAAUUGUAUAAUGCUAUCGAGUUUGAUGAGGAUAAAGCAAAUAUUGCAUCUGCCGUAGAUAUUCCGAAGGAUACUAUCAAAUUCGCUUUACAAACCAAGCUCAAUCGUGGUUCGUUUACGUUGAAGCAAAACGUGAAAAAACCAACGGAAACCGAUCUACUAACGGUCGUAUUUGAUGCUGUAAGCGUGGAUGUAACUCAGUAUGUCGAAUCCAUGACAUUUGCUGCUGCUCUGGGCGAUCUCCAGUUAUACGAUGGAUCUACCAAAAACACAAUUUAUCAUCAGCUUAUUGGAGUCAAGAAUGGAAAAAACAGAGCUUCUUCUCUACUCGAUGUUAAAUACAACCUGAGUGAAAAGGAUCAAAGAAAGUCUAUCGCGACUAUCGAUAUGAUUGAUAUAGAUGAAUUUAAUCCUUUCUUCGCUUUUGUAUUUGAAAAAAAUCCCCUUAGUAAAAUAGCAGAUAAUGCUUUUUCAUUGAAAAUGAGACAUUUGGAAAUUAUCUACAGCCCACAAGUAAUUGCCGGUGUGAUGAAAUUCUUCAAGCCACCCAGUUCAAAAAUGGAAAGUGUAAAUGCUUUGAUGGCCGUUGCCGGUGAUACGCUUGAAGUUAUUAAAACUCAAAGCCGCGCUGGUCUUGAAUUUGCUUUGGAGACACAUACCACUUUUGACCUCAAUGUGGAUAUGGACGCGCCAAUUAUCAUUAUUCCUGAAAGUUUGACGAGUCAAGAAUCACCUGUGAUGAUUAUUGAUGCAGGUCAUAUCAACAUUGACAGCCAACUUGCAGACCCAAAAGUUGUUAAUGAAAUUAAAUCCAAGGACAUUAGAAACUUUACCCCAGAAGAUGUUGAAACACUCGGAGACCUUAUGUAUGAUAGGUUUAAUCUUUCUUUAAGUCAAACAAAAGUCUUGAUUGGCACGAAUACAGAAGAAUGUCUGUGGCAAUUGCAGGAUAAUCCUCCCCGAAAUGGUGUAGAUGCUAGAUUUAUUGAACGUAUUGACAUGAAUUUUUUGAUCGAAAUGUGUAUUCUACCCGGAAAAUCGGAAUUCACAAAAUUCAAAAUUUCUGGUCAUUUACCUCUACUUUCGAUUAAUUUAUCGGAUAGUAAAUACAAGAUUUUGAUGAAGAUUGUCGAUUUUAUUGUUCCUGUGGAUGAAGAGGAAAAGACAAAAAUAAACCAACCUACGAAAAGACCACAAAUAGUCAAUGCCAAUCAAUCAAGCACAAACAAUAUUAUUACCGAACGUAUUUGGGGUGCACCGGACGCUGAUUAUAUAUUACCUGAUUCUGCAAGUGAGAAAACGGUUGAUAGACCUACUUCUCCAACAUCCAUCAUAUCCAAAUCAGAUAUGCCCAAGUCAGAUAUACGUCAGUUCCAGCUGACCUUCAAAGUCGAUAAAGUUUCAGCGAGUCUCAAUGAAUCAACAAGUGCAUUAGAAGAAACCUUAUUAUGUGAAAUUCUUCUGGAAAAAUUCGAGCUGAAUGUCUUAACGCGACCUUUGGAUCUAAUGGUUGAGGUUUCACUCAAAGCACUUACGGUUGUUGACAAGAUGGACCAGGGAGGAGACUUUCCAAAUCUUGUUACCUCUGAAAUCAUCAAAAAAGAUCAACAAAAUGGGGAUUCAAAAGAAAAGGACUUAGUUUUUAUCCGUUACCAAAAGGUGGCUCGAGAUCAUCCUGGAUUUGAAGAUCAAUACCAAAGUUUUGACCAAAACGUCAAUGUUUUACUGUCUACCCUUACUGUUAUUGUCACCAGAAAGUCUCUUCUUCGCAUCUACAACUGGAUCAUGAAUACUUUUACCGCACCACCCACUCCUAAACUUGAAGGCAAAGAAAUCUUUGAGGGUGAUAUUUUCUAUGAUGAUGAUGAUUCUAUUGCCGCUUACAAGACUGAAUUGGAUCCUCAAGAAGACAACAAAAAUGUAGAAAGCCCCGCUAAGACAAAUGACAGUCGAAUGAAGGUUGUUAUCAAACUAGACAGCGUCAACCUAAUUUUGAACAACGAUGGUAUCCGAUUAGGAACUGGCGAGCUUAGUUAUGGCGAGCUUGAAAUAUUACUCGAACCGAAAACAAUUUUAGUUCGUGGUAAAUUUGGUAAUUUCACCUUGUCAGAUGACACUGUUAAUGGGGCCGGAAAUAAUGUUGCAUCGAUUGGAUCUGAAACCUAUUUGGUUAGUAUCUUGGGCGAUGAACUUUUCUCAUUUAAAUAUCAAACAUUUGACUCCAAAAGUCCUGAGUUCCCUGGUUACAACCAAAAUUUCGAUCUCAAAAUGGGUGCCAUUCAACUUUUCGUUACUGAAUCCGUCAAACCUACACUGAAAUUUUUAUCAGAGUUUUUGGAAAUGAAAAACGUCUAUGACGCAGCCAAAACGGCCGCUGUAGAGACCGCACAACAGUACCAGGAGGGCGGUAAUAGAUUUCAAUUCAACAUUCUUGUCAGUAGCCCUGUGUUAAUUUUCCCCGUGGGCGAAGAUAAAAACACUGAAACUCUUGUGGCGCAUUUGGGUGAAAUCAGAGCAAGUAACAAAUUUAUAACUGCAUCCCGCAGAAAUUUGAAUGAUAUACCAAAUUCUGUCGAUGUUCCUGUUGCCCAUAUUAAUUGUGGUCUUUAUGAUAUCAGUCUUCGUUCUACAAAUACUGUUUACGGUACUGACAUUGACUCUGUUGAACACCAUUUCCCAAUUAUUGAUGAUGUAAAUAUUAUAUUUGAUAUUGAAAGUCCCGAAGACCCCAAGAACUCUAUAGGUCCUAGCUCCAAGAUCGAAGGUAGUAUUUCGGACGUUCGUCUAGCACUGACGGAAAAGCAAUACAAGCUCCUUCUUAAGACUUGGGAAUUUAUUCAAAAGAAUUUCCUUGGUGCUGCUGAUACGGAUGCUCAAGACACAAAUCAAGGUCAAAAACAAAUAACUUCUGAAGAUAACGACGUUGCAACAAGUAGCUCAUCUGAAUCCAACAAAUCUGUAAAAACAAACAAUACAGAAGUCCAAAAGAAAAAGGAGGAGAAGCCUACAGUUACUCUAGAUCUUAUCAUCACAUUAAACACUGUUUAUCUUGAUAUUAUGGCAGGCGAGAGUGCAGAUAGUAGCGAUCAAAAUAAUGAGAUGCUAUCAAGACUUGCAUUUGACGGAAUAUGCUUAAAGUUACAAAACAUGUCCAACGAAUCAAUGCUUAUGGAGGUUGCAAUGCAAUCUGUUAACUUUGCUGAUACAAGAGUUCAAUCAGCAUCAAAAUUCAGAGAGAUUCUUCCGGCCAAUAAACUUGAGGGUCCUCAAUUCCAGGUCAGGCUUUCAUCCUACAAAGAUAAUUUGGUACCCACUAUGGAUGUACGCGUCACUGUGGAUAGCCCAAAAAUAGUGCUUUCUUUAGAUUAUUUGUUCUUAUUGAAAGACUUCUUUAUGAGUCCUUUCGUUGUUGUCGAACCUACAGAAGCUCAGAAAUUCGUGCAGUCUCAUAGCAACAAUAAUGAAAAUAAGCAAAACGAGUUAAAGCAAUUACAGAACCAAGGUGGAACCCCUCCUUCGGUGUUGAAAUAUAAUGUUAAUGUUGUAGAUCUCCAAGUCAUUUGUCUUGCAGCUCCUGAGAAUGAGGCUUCUGAGGCAGUUAUUCUUUCCUUCAAUCAGCUUACUGUCAUUCAAGAUGUACACUUACAAGUAAAUUUAGACGGUAUUGGUAUGGUAUUGUGUAGAAUGGAUAAUAUCGAAGAGUCGACAAUGCAUCUAGUGGAGGAGUUUAGCGUGUUACUAAGAAUGGAAACAUCGUCAUCAAAUUCCGUGCAUAAUUUAAUGGCAAUCAAGCUUGAAGUUCAGCCAAUCAUCCUUCGUUUAUCUUAUCAAGAUGCUAUGCUAAUUAUGACGGUCGUCAAUAAGGUCAUGGCACUCAUGGGUAACGAUGAUAAAAACGAAGCACCAAAACCUUCAAUGUCCGAUGAUAUGUCAGAAAUUUCAUCCCCAUCUGGAUUAAUCGUCGCUAGCCCAGACAACACCGAACAUAUGAUCACAAAUGAUUCGCUAGAAAAUACUCCUGCUGCUAAAAAAGGAAUUGAACCUUUCAUUGUCAUGUCCAAAGAAUCAUUGUAUGCUGCCUUUGAAGGAAUUCAAAUUAUUUUGAUUGAGGAUCUACACGUGUUGCCAUUUAUUGACAUCCAGAUCAACCCCUUUGCAAUUACCGCUUCCGAUUGGACUAGAGCACUUCACGCCGAUGUUGAUUUUGUUCUUCAAGCAAACAACUUUAACUUUAAAAAUUCUCACUGGGAGCCGAUAGUGGAACCUUGGAGUUUCUGUAUCAAGGUGGCUCAAGACGCAACGGAUAAAUCUACGCAGGUAUCAUUACAAUCUAAAGACCUCUUGUAUUUGAACGUCACGCAUGUCUUCCUUGAAAGUCUCUUGACCGUAUCAGCAACGCUUUCAGAAUCCAGAGAACUUGCCGAAACUGCUCAGGAUCAAGUAAAACCUUACCUCAUUCAAAAUUUUACCGGAUAUGAUCUCAAAUUCUGGAAUAUGUCUUCGGAUGUCGGUGAUAAUGAAACAAUUCAUGUAUUGGAGCAUGGACAGACAUUGCCCUGGACGUUUCGGGACUGGAAAAAGCGCAGAGAGUCUACACAUAUUGGAAAGAACCUUGUCGGUAUCAAGGUCAUGAAACAUGAUUGGGAAUCGAUUAUUCAUAUAUCACUCGAUAAAGAAGGGGAUCUUGCCUACCGAUUAAAACCUGAGGUCAAAGGGAUCAAUCACCGUUUGGUUGUUGACAUUCAUUUAGAAAAUCACGUCAAGACUGUUACAUUCAGAAGCGGUCUUCAGUUGGAAAACAACUCAGAUAGUAACUUGCAAAUUGCUAUCGUCAAAAAGGACAGGCAAAUCUUGGAUGUUGUCCAAAUGAAUUCGCGUCAAGUCUACAACGUUCCAAUCGAUUUGUGUUAUAGCCGAUGGAUUGUGGUUAGACCAUCGGAUGACUACGGAUGGAGUAAAGAAAUGUUUAUGUGGUCCGAUAUCCUGCUCCCCAAUUUCCCUAAAUGCGUUGAAUGCCCCCCUAAAGAUGUCAACCCCGAUAAUAUUAUGUCGUAUAAGGUUCAGGUACAUGCAGAGUAUGACAAGAAAAAUCCACUUGUCAAGGAGUAUCCCUUUAUGAAAAUACAAUUUUCUCCACCUGUUGAAGUUGAAAACUUGCUACCCUUUGAUUUCGAUCUCAUGUUGACCAAUGAAGUAACUAGUGAGCGCAUAUCCACUCUUGUUGAAACCGGAAAGACUGCUCAGCUACACAACAUGAAGAGUAAUUCAGCUCUCACAAUUCAAUUAGACCUGAAAUCAGACAGGUAUAAAUGCAGUGAGUCUGCAAUAAUCAGAACGACGCCAAACUAUAAUUCCAUAGGGGAGAAACUAGUAAUUACGGAUCAUAAUAAUGUACCUACUAAUCUUAGAAUGAACAUCACACGUUCUUCAAAUACUACCGACUCUUUGCAUAUCAGUGUGUACGCCCCUUAUCUUAUUCUGAACAAAUCCGGUCUACCUAUUUCCUUGAGACCCAGACACGCAUAUCGUCAAGGUCACGUUCCAAUAGAAAGUAUUCCAGCCUACAAAGAAGGAGAACAAAUUGUGCCGACGAUAUACUCCUACUCUGAUAUCGAUCAUCAUAAUCGUUCACAAAUUUCGAUCAACGACUCAAAAUGGAGUGACCCCAUCAGUUUUGAAGCUGUGGGAAAUAGCCAAGAUGUAACUUUACUCUCCAAAACAGACACUUAUGCAAGACAUGCUGGUAUUAAGGUGGAAGAAGGUUUUGGGCUUUUAAGAUUGACUAAGCUUGUUACAAUUACGCCACGUUAUAUUUUGAAAAACAAUAUGGACGUACCCUUCAAGUUUUGUGAAUUUGGUUCUACUGAUGUGACAAAUCUUGACUCAUACCAGAAAAUGCCCCUUUACCAAACUACAAAAUCAAAUGUAAGAUGGUUGUGUCUUCAACUUCAAGGAUUGGAAGGUAACUGGUCUUCACCAUUUGAUAUACAAGAAAUUGGUAAAACCUAUCUUAAGGUGGACAAAGGUGACAAAACAACCCCUUAUCUUGUCCGUGUCUCCAUUCAUAUUCAAGAUUCAACUAUUUUUAUAACCUUUAACGAAGAUGACGAUUGGCCAUACUAUAUCGUUAACAAAUCAAGCGUAGAUAUAAAUUUCAGACAGGAGCAGCUUCAAUUAGAUGAAUACGAUCUUAAAACAAGUCAGAAACGCGCGUUCAGAGAGCCUCGAUUGUUUACUUUGCAUCCAGGAGAUCGACUUCAGUAUUCUUGGGAUAUACCUGUAGCCAAAGAGAAACGGCUAGAAUUACUUGUUGGAAAUAGACAUCGUAGCAUUAACUUCCAGGCGAUUGGUGUUCAAGUUCCUUUCCGUUACUUGAAACAACGUGAUGGGCCAAUUGGUAGCAAUACCCUCUCAAUUGAUAUCAUGGCUGAUGACUCUGCUCUCGUUUUAAGAUUAACCGAUUUUGAUUUAUCCAAGAGUUUGUAUCGUCCUAAAUCAUCGGGUACUUCCACUUUGGCGUCUACGUCAAGAGAGGGAAGUUUAAGAGAUACUUUUGAAACAGUAAAUGUUCAACAUGUCACCAAUUAUAUCCUGGAAUUGAACCUAGCCGGUUUUGGUGUAUCUGUUAUUAAUAAGGAUGCCGUGGAAAUCAUGUUUGCUACUGUCAAGGGCUUCGAUUUUAAAUAUACUGACUCCAAUAUGUAUCAGUCCCUCAGACUAAGCAUUCAAUGGCUUCAAAUUGAUAAUCAACUGUGUGGCUCAACUUAUCCCAUUUUGUGCUAUCCUUCCACGCUCCCCAAGGUGUCAAGUGAGCUUUCAACACACCCAACCCUACAUAUUGCUCUUGAUAAAGUUAAAGAUGAUCGACAUGGCGUGCUAUAUUUCAAAUUGUUCUCGAUUCUCUUACAAGAAAUGACAUUUGAACUUGACGAAGACUUUCUAUAUGCUUUAUUAGACUUUGGCCAAUUCCAAAAUGACGCGAACAAACCAGAACUUCAGGAUGACAUGUUUGUUAUGCAGUUAGCAGAACCAGUUGUUGAUAAAGCAGAAGCUUUGUAUUACUUCGAAGAGUUUUGUAUUCAACCUAUGCGAUUAAAUUUAUCAUUUGUUCGAACAGACAAGAUUGAUGACAAAGAAUCGAGUGAGACUGCCAGAACUUCACCCAUGGGAUACGUAUUUAAUGUGUUCACGAUGACACUCGGAAAUAUUAAUGAUGCACCUAUCAAAUUAAAUGCAUUAAUGGUGGAGAAUCUCCGUGCCAGUUCUGAAGAUCUGACCUCGCGUAUCAUACUUCAUUACCGCGAGCAAGUUAUAUACCAAAUUCAUCGUGUCUUAGGCAGUAUUGAUAUUCUCGGUAAUCCCGUCGGAUUAUUUAAUACUCUCAGUUCCGGCUUUGGUGAGCUUUUCUAUGAGCCUUACCAAGGUUUUAUCAUGAGUGAUAGGCCUCAAGAUUUAGGUAUUGGUAUCGCUAAAGGCCUAGGCGGAUUUAUGAAAAAAGGUGUCUUUGGCAUCACGGACAGUAUGAGUCGAUUUACCGGAAGUUUAGGUAAAGGUAUCUCAGCUGCCACAAUGGAUAAAAAGUUCCAGGAUAGACGCCGUAUGAAUAUGACGCGCAACAAGCCUACGCAUGCCAUCUAUGGCGUAACCCAGGGUGUUGGAUAUUUCGGAACGAGCAUUGCUAGUGGUGUUGCCGGCCUUGUGAAACGUCCAAUUGAAGGGGCAGAAAGUGGAGGUGUUGUAGGUUUCGUUGGAGGUGUAGGGAAGGGCAUCGUAGGCGUUUUUACAAAGCCUGUGGUAGGCUUCUUCGAUAUGGCUAGCAACGUCACUGCUGGUAUUCGUGAAACAACUACUGUAUUUGAAGCAGGUCAAUUGACUCGCGAGAGAGUUCCUCGUUAUACAGGAAAAGAUGGAAUAGUCACUGUAUGUAUUAGACAAAUGAUUAAGCUGUUAGAUGGAUCUAACACUUCUUUUUUUUUUUUAGACUUAUUCGCAAAGAGAAGCACUGGGUCAAAUGUGGCUUCAGGAAAUGGAAAGUGGAAAGUAUUUCAAUGA